Canis lupus familiaris (dog) is the source of this 2870-nucleotide messenger RNA. RefSeq names its product neuraminidase 2 (gene NEU2). Bases 546 to 1685 code for a protein of 379 amino acids. The transcript has 3 exons. Gene Ontology annotation, cellular component: lysosome; membrane; cytoplasm. Gene Ontology annotation, molecular function: exo-alpha-sialidase activity. The record is from RefSeq and is a predicted model, not a curated record. Gene Ontology annotation, biological process: ganglioside catabolic process; oligosaccharide catabolic process. Lineage: Eukaryota; Metazoa; Chordata; Mammalia; Carnivora; Canidae.
GAGUCCUGCAUGGCUCUAGCCCUUGCUCUUGCCCUCUCUGCACUUCCAGAUUGUGCCAGGCCCCCGGGGAAGCUUCUUCCCAGCUGUGCACACAUUUUGUUCACUGCGUCCAUUUAAGAAGCAAGCCUGACUCAGGCUGCCCUUGGCUCAUUCUGAUUCACCAUGACUGUGAAGAGAACUGGACAGACUUCCUGCUGGUUAAUGAGUACCAGCGUCCUAACUGGGCCAAGGCUGGGCUUCCACACUGGCUUCACCCUGGAGCACGUUGGCAGAUGAGUGGGUGGCAGGAGUCGGGGCCUCCCUUAGAUGUAUAUAGGCACCGGCAUGAUAGAGGAGGGCCCGUGACUCGAGGCAAGCUGGGCGGAAUGCAGGAGCCCCACUGUGCUUCUAGAAGCUGGGUUCCCACUGCCGCUGCCACAUACCCUGACUUCCCACUCAGGUGCCAGGAUCCGACUUGGAACACUCGGCCUGACAAACAGCUUCUCUUGGAAUCGACCCACCUGUUCCUUUGUUAACAUAAACAAGAGCUCUUCUGUACGAGCCCCAUGGCAUCCUGCCCCGUCCUGCAGAAGGAGAAAGUGUUCCAGUCAGGAGCCCAUGCCUACAGAAUCCCCGCUCUGCUCUACCUGCCUCAACAGAAGACACUGCUGGCCUUUGCAGAAAAGCGAACGAGCAAGAAGGAUGAGCACGCAGAGCUGAUUGUCCUGCGCAGAGGGAGCUAUGACGCAUCCACCCACCAUGUCCAGUGGCACGCUCAGGAGGUGGUGGCCCAAGCCCAGCUGGAGGGCCACCGGUCCAUGAACCCAAGCCCCUUGUACGAUGAGAAGACAGGAACCCUCUUCCUCUUCUUCAUUGCCAUCCCCGGGCAGGUCUCCGAGCACCACCAGCUGCAUACGAGGGUCAAUGUGACGCGGCUGUGCCAGGUCACCAGCACUGACCACGGCAGGUCCUGGAGCCCUGCCAGGGACCUCACUGGCCCUGCCAUCGGCGCAGCCCACAAGGAAUGGGCCACUUUUGCGGUGGGCCCGGGACACUGUCUGCAGCUGCACAACAAGGCCCAGAGUCUGGUGGUGCCCGCCUAUGCUUACCGGAACCUCCGCUCCCUCCCGAGGCCUUCCCCGUUCGCCUUCUGCUUCGUCAGCCACGACCACGGGCACACGUGGGAGAGGGGAAACUUUGUGGCCCAGGACACCCUGGAGUGCCAGGUGGCUGAAGUCGGGGGUGCGGAGCGGAGGGUGGUAUACCUGAAUGCCAGAAGCCCGCGCAGGGCCAGGGUCCAGGCCGAGAGCACCAACGAGGGGCUCGACUUCACGGAGGCCCAGGCGGUGAAGGAGCUCGUGGAGCCUCCCCACGGCUGCCAAGGGAGCGUCAUCAGUUUCCCGAACCCCCACGCGGGCUCAGGAGCCUGCGACCGGUGGCUGCUCUACACUCACCCGACCGACCCGCAGCGCAGAGCCCACCUGGGCGCCUACCUCCACCGGCGGCGCCCGGGCCGCAAGGCCUGGUCCGAGCCCGUCCUGCUGGCGGCCGGCGGCUGCGCCUACUCCGACCUGCAGGCCAUGGGCGCCGGCCCCGACGGCUCGCCCCAGUUCGGCUGCCUCUACGAGUCGGGCCACUACGAAGAGGUCGUCUUCCUCAUGUUCACCCUGAAACAAGCCUUCCCCGCUGAGUUUGUGUCGCCGUGAGCCGUCGUGUGGCCCCAGGAAGGACUCCGGCUGAGAGGCUCAGGCCUUUGCCUCUGGUUUUCCGGUUUUCCCUGGGUCCCCCUCGCCCGGGGAGGCCGCUUCCCUAGCGGGAGCACGUGGGGACUCCUCUCGGCUGGUCCUCCAACUCCUUUGAUGGUCCUUCUAAGGAUUCCACUCUCAGCCCACAGGUUGAGGGAGCCUGGCUUCCCAGGAAGGCCCCUGGACGGGCGUGCGGAGAGGCGGCGCUCCGCAAGGCCCAGGCUGCCUGCUGCCGGCCCCGGCGAGUGCGGGGCUUGCUAAGUGACGGGGUCCAGGCCCUUUCCUCUGGGUAAAUGCUCCUCAUGUUCCUGGGGAGAGGCUGGGACAAGGAUGCAAAUUAGCAGAGGGGCGUGUGUGUGUGCGUGUGCAUAUGUGCACACGUGUGCUCACGUGUGUUCUCAGUGAUGCCUUAGAGCAGACAGCACAGGAGACAGCUUUGCAGGGAGGUAGGGCAGGGCUAGGAAAAUUAAGCCAAUCUGAGUCAUUGUGUUAGUUUCCCGGGGCUCCCGUAACAAAUCAGUACAACUUUGGUGGCUUGAAACAACAGGAAUUUAUUCCCUGACAGUUCUAGAGGCUAGAAAUCCAAAAUCGAAGUGUCAGCAGGAUGAUACUCCCUCCGAAGGCCCCAGGGGAGAACCUUCCUUGCCCUUCCAGCGUCUGGUGACUUCCACUCAUGGCUACCCACCUUCCCUUAACGCCUCUAUCUAUGAAUAGUUUUCUUCCCUUCUCCUGUGCUUUCGCUUCUGUCUCUUACAAGGACACCUGUCGUUGGAUUUAGGGCACAGCCAGAUAACCCAGGAUAACCCUCCACUCAAUUAUAUUUGCAAAGACUCUUCCCAAUAAUGUCACAUUCACUGAGGUUAGGACAUCGAUUUAUCUUUUGGGGCCACCCUUCAAUCCUCUACAGGCAUCAUAAGUGAUUUUGGAACAGGUGAUGUGGCCAAAGGUGGGAAUAAAAUUCAGAUGAAUCAGAUAAUUCCAAAGAACAAAGAGGGUAAGAGGGGCUGGGCUGUUGGAUGUGCAUUGGUGACACAGAGCUGCUCUGGGGCAUUCAGUCCUUGUGGUGACAGGAAUGCCACCCUGUGGAGGCGAAGAGAGAGGGGAAGGGUGCUGAGCCUGUGGAGCCUUUGCUGUAUAGAAAUGGCA